AGGAAAUGAAGCUGAACUGGAGCCAACAAUGUCUCUCGAAUGACAUAUGAAGACCAGGAUAACAAUGAACGGAUACCUUAUGCUCACAGAGUGGCACUCAUUUCAGACAAACAAUUUGAGCGAGCAAGAAGCAGCUGCAACGGAGAGUAUAAGAAUCCAGAUCCAAAUAACAUUGAAUGUUUAUUUGCUAUGUAUAGUAUCAAUCAGUGCACCAAGCUUAUCUGUGGUGAUCAUAUUCUAGAGCCAAAGUGCAAAGAAAUCACAACACCAUAUCAAAGUGGUUCUAGAAGGUUCCUACCGUCUAUAGUAGAUGAUCCAAUCGACUUCCUCUCCGUCUCCAGCCAAAAUGAACCACCAUGCCGUGAACACACAUAUCUGGCCUCCAACGUGUGGGCUAACGACGAAACUGUCAGAGAAGCUCUGCACAUCAGAGAGGGAACGGUAGGUGAAUGGAAUAGAUGUAACCGGAGCUUCAUCUACGAAUUUGACAUAGAAAGCAUUGUCGAGUAUCAUCAAAAUCUGAGUGAUAGAGACUUCCAAGCCUUGGUGUAUAGCGGUGAUCAUGACACGCUACCUUACAUGGCCACGUUGAAAUGGAUACGCCAACUGAAUUUGUCCGUGAAUGAUGAGUGGAGGGCGUACGUUGAUGGUCAAGUUGCAGGAUACACAGAGCUAUACAAGAGUAAGAUCAAAGAGGCUUACCUCAUGUUUGCUACAGUUAAGGGGGCGUGGCAUACAAGACCAUCAUACAAGCCUAAGGAGUGUUUUGAAAUAUUUAGAAGAUGGUUAUCUCUCUCCCCACUCUAGAAUCUCUCUCAUCUUCAUUUCAAUAAUAAAUUUCCCAACGUAGAAAAUGUUUGGAAAUGAACGGAGGAUGGUUAUC
Salvia hispanica is the source of this 883-nucleotide messenger RNA. NCBI's taxonomy places the organism in Eukaryota, Viridiplantae, Streptophyta, Magnoliopsida, Lamiales, Lamiaceae. The record is from RefSeq and is a predicted model, not a curated record.